UGUGGCCACUGACCUAGGGCACGUUUGGGGUGUGUGAGUGUGAGAGUGAGAGUGUGUGUGUAUAUAUGAGAGAGUGUGUGUGAGAGAAAGUAUUUGUGUGAGUGUUUAGGUUUAGGUCAAGAAGAGCCAGAGCUGCUGAGGGGAAAAUAGCCCACCCUCCUUCCUUAAGCUGUCCAGACCCAGUUAAUUUACUGUACUUGUGUUAUUUUCUCUCUCUCUCUCUCUCUCUCUCUCUCUCUCUCUCUCUCUCUCUCUCUCUCUCUCUCUCUCUCUCUCUCUCUCUCUCUCUCUCUCUCUCUGUGUGUGUGUGUGUGUGUGUGUGUAUCCAGCCCAUUCCUUUCUCAGUGCUCUGUUUGCUGGGAAGCCUCUCUGCCUUAUUGAACGAGGAGACGAGCGCGUGCUUACGGGCACUGUCUCGGUUCUCUGGGUUACGAGGGGCUCCACACACACACACACACACACUUUCUCUCUCACACACACACCAUGUGUGCCAGUUUAUUUAUCUAUCCUGCACUCUCGACCACAGGCAUUGCCCCUCAAAAGAGACCACCAAAAAGAUUGCUGGAUAGACCACCAGGCCUACUCCUCUAUAGCAAGUUUUAAAGAAAAAAACUUAUAACAGCUGAUCAGAGAGAUAACCAGCAAUAACUGAGGCUUUUCUGAACAGUCUGAGGUACAGAAAGUGGGAUAAUCCCACUCAGACCCUUUCAUAGCCCCCCAUUCAAACAGCGAGCUGGUUGGUGUUUAUAGCGCUGUGUUAUUUCUCAGUCCGCCAGAGGGUGCUGCUCACUGUACAGUGCUAUCCGCUAUACACAGGUGGAGCGCACUGUUCUGAAAUACAACUGGGCUGCAUGCUCAGGAGCGCUGACACCACACUCACACACACACACACUCACAGGCUCUCUCUCACACACCACUGUACAUUAAAUCCAGACACACUCCUAGAGCUCCUUAAAUCAGGGCGAACACGAACGAUCGCGCUCCUCCAACCACAGAGACGCUGUAUUAAAUACGAUCCGCUGUAUUAUUUUUACACAUCAACUUUUUAAACAGCAUUUUGCUCAACUUUACAACACUUUUCCCUCAAAUUAUUUUUUAUAUCAUAUCUCUGAGCGUGCGAGUGCAUUUUAAUAGCCUUUCGUUUUUUUUCUAAACUCGAUUUGAGCAUUUUUUUAUUUGUUUUAUCGCUUACUUUUGUUGAAGUACAAUUUUUAAUCGUGCAUGGCUACAUUUCGAUGCAUUUCUCGUGCAUGCGCGCGUUUUAGCCUCUCUGCAAGCCCCCGGUUCGGAAGAGCGCGUGCAGCCGAGCUGUGAGUCCGAGUCCCAGGACACUUGCAGCGCCGCGCGACCUCAGCCGCGAGCAUCAGCAUCAGCACUAGAGCCCCGCCGCGUGCCCGUCCCGCGCGCCACACCGAGCACGAUUCAGCGAGCAAAGGGUCCACCAGAUCUAUGGCAUUGAGACAAUGAGCAGGAGAGCAGAGUUAUUGGAGCAGCUGCGUUUUGUCCAUCUAAAAUGCACCCCUCGAGACAUGCCCUGCGUUCAGGCCCAGUACGGCCCUGCGCCCCCCGGUUCCAGCUACUCCGCCCAGUCGUUUGGUUAUCACAGCGACUACAGUGCUGACCUCAUGUCGGACUACGCCAAGUGCGAGCUCGGCGGGGGCGAGAUCUCGGCCGCCGCCGCCACCACCUCCCUGCCCAGCUUCAACGUCUUCGUGGAGGGAGGCUUUGAGCCCAAGCCCUCCUGCCUGUACCAGCUGCCCCCUCAGCGGCCCACCAUCAAGAAGGAGGAGGAGAGUUACCCUCCCAUGUCGGUUUCAGAAGAUGCUAUAGGCGGCUCCAUGUACUUUAAGCAGUCGCCGCCCUCCACGCCCCCCACCCCGCUGCACCCCGGCCCGCCAGGUGCGUCCUCCUUCCUGUGGGAGGAGACUCACCUGCCCCCCGUCCCCCAGCCCUGCCUCAUGGAGACCUCCCUGAAGGGACCUCGUUUUUCCCACUUCUACGAGCCCUCAGCCCCCUCCUCCAGCGGCUACGACACACCCAUGGGCCUGCAGCUCCGUCCCGAGCGCUCACCUUCAUCCUCCUCCUCUUCCUCACACCCACCACCCAGCCUGGACUCUCACGCACACACUCACGCGCACGCGCACUCGCACAUGUACCCGCUGAACAUGGGCAAGCCCAUGUUCCGCUCCCUGGGCAUGGGCCCGUGCCCGCCCUCACUGCUGGGGGAGAGCCUGCCAUCGCCACCCAGCCGGGCCAGCUCCGGGGAGGGCACGUGCGCAGUCUGCGGAGACAACGCGGCUUGCCAGCACUACGGGGUCCGGACGUGUGAGGGCUGCAAAGGCUUCUUUAAGAGGACAGUACAGAAGAACGCCAAGUACGUGUGUCUGGCCAGUAAAAACUGCCCUGUGGACAAAAGGAGACGGAACCGCUGUCAGUACUGCCGCUUCCAGAAGUGUCUCAGUGUGGGCAUGGUGAAGGAAGUGGUGCGCACAGAUAACCUAAAGGGGAGGAGAGGUCGUCUGCCAUCAAAACCAAAGAGUCCGCUCCAGCCCGAGCCGUCACCUCCAUCACCUCCUCUCAGCCUGCUGAAUGCUCUGGUCAGAGCAUACUCCCAGUCCAUACCCAGAGAACUGGACUACAGACAGUUCAGCGCUGUAGAGACCGGUGGUCUUGCCGAGGCUCAGCAGAUCCAGCUGUUCUACAGAGUGCUAACCGGUUCCAUGGAGGUCACGCGCUGCUGGGCAGAGCGCCUGCCAGGAUUCUCUGAGCUUCAUCCCGACGACCAGAACGUGCUUAUAGACUCGGCCUUUCUCGAGCUGUUUGUGCUCCGCCUGGCCAACAGGUCGUUGUUGGCGGAGGAGAAGUUUGUGUUCUGCACAGGGCUGGUGCUCCACAGACUGCAGUGUCUGCGAGGUUUCGGAGAAUGGCUCGACUCCAUCAGAGACUUCAGCGCCCACCUUCAGAGUCUCAACCUGGACUUACCGGCCUUCUCCUGCCUGUCUGCUCUUGUGUUGCUCACAGAGCAAUGCCCCGGCCUCAAAGAGCCCAAGAAGGUAGAGGAGCUGCAGUCCAAACUCAUCUGCUGUUUGCGGGAACACCUCAGCUCCGGCGGGGCCGGAGGCGUGGCUGCCGCGAGCAAGGCUCCUCCCUCCACGGCCGCCGUGCUGGGCCUGAGGGCCGAGCUCCGGUCUCAGCGUACUCAAGGCCUCCAGAGGAUCUUCUACCUGAAACUGGAGGACUUAGUCCCGCCCCCUCCGCUCAUCGACAGGUUCCUGGACACCCUUCCCUACUGAUGAGAGAAACGCCCACCAAGCUCACAGACACUCCCACAAAUGCUCACUCAGAUGGCGGCAGUGCAGAACGCAUCACUGAGGGACAGAGCCUGUAGUUGGAAGAGACUCAUGAACUACAUUUCCCAUGAGACUCUGAUGCGGCACUUCGGUGCCACAGGAGCUCAGCCAGAGAAGCGCUUUUUUCACUUUGGCCCUGCACUGGACAUUGUAGAUGUGUGUGACUAUAAAUGAGUGUGUGUAUGUGUGUGUGCGUUUGAGUGCGUGUAAGUGUGAGGGAACAAGCUGUGCUUUUGGACUAUGGUUCAGUGUGUCACGGGGAAACAUUGUGUUUGCGAAUGUGUGUGAGUGAGAGUGUGUUGGGAGUUUUUUUUUUUUUCAGUCAGAAAGCACCCAGAAUGCUUUGCUGCCACUCAUGUAGACUAGGAAGGCAAUAGCUGUUCAGUCACACAUGUACACAUCACACACAGACCCUCGCUUUCUUGCAAGUUAAGUGUUUUAAAGAAUUUUUUCAGUGUUUUUCAAUAUAAUCUGCUUCUGCUGCAUCUGUAGAAUAUGAUGGAUUUACCACAGAUGACAAAUUCAGUGUUGUCCACACUUUGGAAUAGGGAUGCACAAUAAUAUUGGCAGGGUAUUUGAAAGAAUAUUGGCAAGAAUAUUGGCAAUAAUUUGGAAUCCAGCCCAGCAUGACUUACAUUUUAAUAAUGUUAUACAGGUAUGCUAAUAUAGCGUAAGGAUUCUUGCCCUAGGACUUUUAUUGGGGUAGUUUGUUGUGUUUAACUGGCUUAGAAACUAAAACGUAGUCUGCCACAGAAGGGUGGCAUUGUUACUCAAUUUGCACCACUAACCAG
Astyanax mexicanus (Mexican tetra) is the source of this 4141-nucleotide messenger RNA. RefSeq names its product nuclear receptor subfamily 4, group A, member 3 (gene nr4a3). Gene Ontology annotation, biological process: cellular response to corticotropin-releasing hormone stimulus; regulation of transcription by RNA polymerase II. The transcript is spliced from 9 exons. Bases 1464 to 3293 code for a protein of 609 amino acids. The record is from RefSeq and is a predicted model, not a curated record. Gene Ontology annotation, cellular component: transcription regulator complex; nucleus. Gene Ontology annotation, molecular function: nuclear receptor activity; zinc ion binding; RNA polymerase II cis-regulatory region sequence-specific DNA binding. Lineage: Eukaryota; Metazoa; Chordata; Actinopteri; Characiformes; Acestrorhamphidae.